AUGCGGAACUCUUCCGUGGCCAAGGAUGACUUGCAAGAGCUAUUCUUCUGGUUCUUUCCCUCUAAUGAGCCACCGGCUGAAAAGGAGAUUGUCAUUUGGCUCACUGGUGGUGUAAGACUUCUUUCGGUUUCCAUGCACAUUGGUGGUGUUGAAGACGAAAAGCUAAUCAAGAUGCAGCCUGGUUGCUCGUCCAUAGGUGAACUUCUUCAAGAAAAUGGCCCCAUAUCGUGGAAGCCUGGAACCUUCGGGCCUGUGCAGAACCCCUGGAGUUGGCACCGCCUGAGCAAUGUUGUGUGGAUUGAACAACCCGUGGGAACAGGCUUCUCUCAGGGCCCGGUCACGGCUACCGACGAAAGAGAUGUUGCAAGACAGUUCAUGGGAUUCUGGAAAGCCUUUGUUGACACGUUCGACUUGCAUGGCUACAAAGUCUUUGUUACUGGGUCUUCCUAUAGCGGCCUGUUCUCUCCGUACAUCUCGAGUGCCAUGCUAGAUGCUGAAGAUACGGAUUACUUCAACGUCAAGGGCAUGAUGAUCUUUGAUCCUUUGAUUUCGCAGCGGAGUAUUGGUCAGCAAUUUGGAGUAACCAAGACUCUCGAAUACUGGGGUCCUGUCUUCACGCUGAACGACACAGCAAGGGCGAAAGUCAAUGAAAUCGAUCAAAGAUGUGGCUACAGCGAGUAUGUGGAUAAAUAUCUGACAUUCCCACCGUCAGGAACUCAACCAGUCGACGUCCCGAGAGCUUGGAACCCAGACAACGAGUACAUACCGGAGUGCGACAUCCUGUCAUUUGUCGCCGAAGCAGAGAGGACCUGCCCGCUUACGUACGACCCCAUCGGCUUUACCGACAACAGGCUCCGUCGUCCGUCAGCUGGUCCGGUUUACUUUGACCGAGAAGACGUCAAAGCAGCCAUCAAUGCUCCUGUUGACAAGGAGUGGCGAUUUUGCAGCAGAGAGCCCGUAUUUGUAGAUGACAUUGACAACUCCAACAACCCAGGUCCUGGAAGUUUGCCUGUUAUCCCAGGCAUUAUCGAGAGAAUCGAAAACGUAAUCAUCGGGCACGGAUUACAAGACUUCAUUUUACAGAGCACCGGCACAUUGCUUGGUAUCCAAAACAUGACGUGGGGCGGGACGCAGGGGUUCCAAGUGCAGCCUGAGAAUGUACUGAACGUCCCGCUUCACCCAGACAUGGAAGCCUUUGGCGGUAGUGGUGAGCUUGGGGUAUGGCAUUCAGAGAGAGGUCUCACGUAUUUCGAGACCCCGAUGUCUGGCCAUUUUGUUGGUCGUGAUGCACCGUUCAUCUCGUUUCGAGCGCUAGAGGUGCUUUUGGGACGAGUGGAGGACUUUGGGUCAACAGCCCCAUUUACGACGGAACACAUGGUGGACGCCCGGAGCGAAGAGCUCUGA
Messenger RNA from Colletotrichum aenigma, 1404 nucleotides. Its product is annotated as putative serine carboxypeptidase. Gene Ontology annotation, molecular function: serine-type carboxypeptidase activity. The coding region runs from base 1 to 1404 and encodes 467 amino acids. Gene Ontology annotation, biological process: proteolysis. The transcript has 2 exons. NCBI's taxonomy places the organism in Eukaryota, Fungi, Ascomycota, Sordariomycetes, Glomerellales, Glomerellaceae. The record is from RefSeq and is a predicted model, not a curated record.